CGAGUCAUCUGCCUGGACCAGAACCGCAGAGACCGGUACUGGUGGGGGGGGGAUUCUGAUUUUCCCCGACAGCAGCUCAGAGAGCCGCAGCAGAGCCCGAGAGAGAGACCCGGGGAGGCGGCGACACACGGUAGCCGGUACCGACCCGCGAGCUCCCGCUGACUGCGGCGUCCGAGCCCCGUUCACCCGGGGAACCGGAGAGGCUGCCGAGAGGCUGCACGAGCGCCGCGGACCGGGACCGAUAACGAGCUGGUCGGAGAGCUGCUGGGUCCCAUUGCCUCUGGGUGAGCCCGGUUCUGGUCCCAUUGCCUCUGGGACCGAGGAUCUUAUUUUUGUCCCCGCCGAGCCGCCGUAGUCAUGGGCGACAACAUGUCCAAGCGGCUGAGGCUGAUCUCGACUACGGAAGCCGAGAUGGAGGAGCGAUCCUUCCCGAACCCGUUCCCGGACUGGGACCCCGGAGCCCUCGCGUCCUCCUCCGGGUCCGAGGAAGACCACAAUGAGCCGCUCGAUGAAGACUCGAAGGUGAGCGCCUCGUUCCAGAAGAAGGUCCAGAAUAAGAUCAAAGACCUCCUCCAGCAGAUGGAGGAGGGCCUGAAGACCGCCGACCCCCACGACCUCUCCACCUACACCGGCUGGACAGGCAUCGCCCUGCUGUACCUGCAGCUGCACCGCGUGUCGCAGGAGGCCUCCCACCUGCAGAGGGCGCUGGACUACGUGAAGCGGACCCUCAGGAUCCUGAGCGGGCGCAAGGUGACGUUCCUGUGCGGCGCCGCCGGGCCGCUGGCGGUGGGCGCCGUGGUGCACCACAAGCUGAACAACGCCGCCGACAGCCAGGACUGCCUGUCCAGGCUCCUCCAGAUGCAGCGUGCCCUGCUCUCUGACUCUCAGGUCUCUGAUGAGCUGCUCUGUGGUCGCUCUGGGUUUCUUUACGCUCUGCUGUACGUCAACAAGGAGAUGGGAGCGGACACGGUGGAGGAGAGCGUCAUCACCAAGGUGGUGGCGGCCAUCUUGGCGUCGGGGCAGCAGGCGGCGGCGGGGCAGAACCAGGCGGAGCGCGGCCCACUGCUGUACGAGUGGCACCACAAACACUACAUAGGGGCCGCCCACGGCACGGCGGGCAUCCUCUACAUGCUCAUGCAGCCGGGGUCUCGGGUCCAGCCGGCGGUUCUGUCGGGGCUCGUCCGGCCCAGCAUCGACUUCGUCCGACACCAGAAGUUCCGCUCGGGGAACUUUCCAUCGUCGCUGAGCAACGAGAGCGACCGGCUGGUGCAGUGGUGCCACGGGGCGCCGGGCGCGCUGCACCUGCUGCUGCUGGCCUCCAAGGUGUUCCAGGAGGAGAAGUACCUGAAGGAGGCGCUGGACUGUGGCGAUGUCAUCUGGCAGCGCGGCCUCCUCAGGAAGGGCGACGGUCUCUGCCACGGCGCCGCCGGCAACGGCUACGCCUUCCUGUCGCUGUACCGGCUCACCGGGGAGAGGAAGCACCUGUACCGCUACUGCAAGUUUGCCGAGUGGUGCCUUGCUUAUGGGACUCACGGCUGCCGCAUCCCGGACCGCCCCUACUCGCUGUUUGAAGGUAUGGCUGGAGUCAUCUACUUCCUGUCGGAGGUGGCUCACCCCGAAGACGCCUGCUUCCCUGCCUUUGAACUUUGACCUUUGACCCUCCAGCUGAUGAGGACGAAGAUACGGGGACGGACCUCGAGACCAGGAUGUGUGUGAAGAUGAACGGGGGAUUCUGUGUGUGUGUGUGUGUGUGUGUGUGUGUGUGUGUGUGUGUGUGUGUGUGUGUGUGUGUGUGUGUGUGUGUGUG
This is a messenger RNA of Pseudoliparis swirei, 1807 nucleotides long. RefSeq names its product LanC lantibiotic synthetase component C-like 2 (bacterial) (gene lancl2). The transcript is spliced from 10 exons. The coding region runs from base 358 to 1650 and encodes 430 amino acids. NCBI's taxonomy places the organism in Eukaryota, Metazoa, Chordata, Actinopteri, Perciformes, Liparidae. The record is from RefSeq and is a predicted model, not a curated record. Gene Ontology annotation, biological process: peptide modification; carbohydrate metabolic process. Gene Ontology annotation, cellular component: plasma membrane.